AUGCAAAUGUUAAUGAGAGUUCCAUAUGAUAAUCUAAUGAAGUUUACAGUUGCAUGAAGCUCAAUAUUUAUAACAAAAUACGUUCUGUAUCUGAAAGGCCAAUGCCCUAACUGAAUCUUCGCCAAAUAAAGCCAAUGUUAAGCGUAGAGUGACAACUUGAGAAGCAAUGACAUCGUCGUACGGCCCGUUGAUCAAUCUCUUAGAAGCUUCUAAUCAUAUGGGUCAUUUCGUCCAGCUUCUCGUUUUCGUCCAUCGCUCAACUCCCGUUCAGUAUAAAUUGUCCACAGGCGGAGAAAUAAUCAGGACAGACAUUCAGGUGGGCGAUGACACUCGACCCUUUUUCUCCGUAUCUUUAUGGAAGAAAGAAUUGCGGUCUAUUGUUGCUGCUGGCGACAUCGUUUUAUUACGAAAUGUCAAGAUUACAACAUUUCGAGAUGUUUUCGAGGCCAGAACUGUUGACUGGUCAUCUUUACUCCGUCUAGUCCACCCUUACCAGUCCCUUGUUUCUAAGAGUGCAAUUGAAUUAGUAGCAGAAUGUAGAAUGGGGAUUGUGGUUAAAGAAAAGCUUUCCAAGGUUAUAGAAUGGGUGCAGCGGACUGGGUAUAUUGCUAUUGACAACAUCGAACCAAAUGACCGUCAAUAUAGGCGACUCUCCAGAAACUGGAAAGUGCCAGAACCGAAUAAAUUUAGAGAAUGUCCCUCACUUUCAGAAGUAUUGUGCCUGAAUAGUCACUGUAAGGCGAUAUUUAGUGCUUCUGUCGGUGAAAUUUUUCUGCCGAUUACUUGGAGGCCCAUCGGAGAGUCUGAGAAUGAAAAUAUGUUUAUCAGCAGGAGACUAUAUAAAUCAGCAGACAAUAAUUUAGCGGAAGAUCUUAUCUGCACUGGUUGCCGGCUCUGUGGUUCCCCUUUGCAUCAAGAGCAAGGAUCUAUAGUUGGGACAAAUUCAGUUCCACUCUAUUGUGAGAAAAGCUCGGAUCGCCUUCAUGCAGUCAGCUUGAUAUAUAGGCCUUUUAUGUUAUAUUUAUGGGAUGAAUCUGAACACAUACCGUUACUGGUAAAAAACAAUGCUGCAGAGAAAUUGUUCGGAAACAUCAAGGCUGAAAGAGUUUACUUGUGCUAUAAAGAGUACAAGCGUGAUAUAACUCUCAAUCCAGGAUGUUUUGCAGAGAACAGUUCUCACGGUUGUGGCACAAGAAUCCGUAGUUCCCCAGAAGCUGCUGGGGCAAGUGAUGCGAAGCAUUGCUCAUCAGAUGCACAUGAGAAGCAGGAAAGUAUGCAAAAUCUACAAUGUAACAAGAACAUAAAUUUAUUUCAAAUUUGGUUAGUUGUUCUUAAACUGUUGUUGCAGCGAGGAAAAAACAGUCCUUUGAAAUUCGAAGUUGCCGUAAAUGCCAGCCUUGAUACAGAAAACGGGAGGUUUGAAAUGAUCUCUGUUUCAACUCCUUGCUUUGAAACCAUUCGGUGUUUGGAAUGAAGUGAAUACUUGAAUACGAGGAUUAAA
Messenger RNA from Gossypium arboreum, 1501 nucleotides. RefSeq lists its product as uncharacterized. NCBI's taxonomy places the organism in Eukaryota, Viridiplantae, Streptophyta, Magnoliopsida, Malvales, Malvaceae. The transcript is spliced from 7 exons. The record is from RefSeq and is a predicted model, not a curated record. Bases 167 to 1474 code for a protein of 435 amino acids.